This is a messenger RNA of Leptidea sinapis, 2414 nucleotides long. RefSeq names its product myrosinase 1-like. Lineage: Eukaryota; Metazoa; Arthropoda; Insecta; Lepidoptera; Pieridae. Gene Ontology annotation, molecular function: beta-glucosidase activity. The transcript is spliced from 11 exons. Gene Ontology annotation, biological process: carbohydrate metabolic process. The record is from RefSeq and is a predicted model, not a curated record. The coding region runs from base 78 to 1574 and encodes 498 amino acids.
CGAUAGGCAAAUGCGAUUUGAAGUUACUAAGUCACUUUUACAUAGUUCUUCAAUUAGUAACUGACUGAGUUAUUGUAAUGGAUUUACGGCUGUCAUAUUUAUUUUUUAUACAUUUGGCCUAUGCAGUCCAAAAACUCUCGCUUAACCAAAGCACAUUUCCUCCAAACUUUAUGAUUGGCGCUUCAACCUCUGCGUAUCAAACGGAAGGUGCAUGGAAUGUUGAUGGGAGAGGUGAAAGUGUAUGGGAUUUUUUACUUCACACACUCCCAAAACCAGAAACAGCCUACACCAAUGGUGAUGUGGCAGCUAACUCCUAUUAUCUCUGGCAGAGAGAUGUCGAGAUUGCAAAGGAAAUGGGACUCGAUUUUUAUAGGUUUUCCAUAUCCUGGUCACGAAUUCUGCCUGACGGAUUCAUUUACAAGAUAAAUGAGAAAGGUGUACAAUAUUACAAUAAUUUGAUAAACGGACUGCUGGCUGAAGGAAUCGAACCUGUCGUCACAAUGUAUCACUUAGACCUACCCCAUAAAUUACAAAUACUUGGUGGUUGGACUCAUCCUAACAUAGUGAACUGGUUUCUGGAUUAUGCAAAACUUCUCUUCUCGUUGUACGCCGACAGAGUGAAGUAUUGGCUCACAUUAAAUGAACCGCAAAUCUUCUGCGACGCAUUCUAUUUCACGGAUUACAGCCCAUCUCUAGGGGCUGAGCUAGUUUUCGCGUCCCACUAUUGCACAAAACAUGCUUUGUUGGCCCAUGCGAUGGCGUACAGAUUUUAUCAAAACGCAUAUAAGCAAAAGUAUAAUGGAUUGAUAUCAUAUUCUACUGUGUUCCUAUGGAGUGAACCUGAGAAUUCAACGGAUCCUUUGGAUACAAUAGAAGUAGAAAUGUUCCAUCAAUUUGUUGUUGGUCGCACUUUGCAUCCGAUAUUUUCUUCAGAAGGAGGAUGGCCACCGUUAGCACAUGUAUACAGCAAGAGAAUAGGUUUGUCUCAGGGCUUCAAUGGGUCCUCUUUGCCACUCUUUACGGAAUCAGAGAAGCGCUUAGUGAAAGGUACCGCCGAUUUCAUAGCCCUGAAUUACUAUUCAGGGUUUAAGAUAAAAGCAGUUUCAUAUACUGAUGCCACUACAGUCAUUCAUAAGAAAAUUACUCAUGACUUAGACGGAGCUUACUUGACGCCUGGACUUGAUCAUAAUACAUAUCCCCCCGGUCUCCGAAAAACAGCUGCGUGGAUGAAGAAACAAUACGGUAGUUGGGAUAUUCUCGUUACUGAGAAUGGAUAUGGAGACAUCGAUAGAACCCUCACAGAUGAUACUAGAAUCAAGGUUAUAAAAGAGACUCUCGAACAGGUUCUACUCUCAAUGUACGAGGACGACAUAAACUACAUUGGAUACAGCUAUUGGUCCAUGAUUGACGGGUUUUCAUUCAAAAAUGGAUAUAACAUAACGUUUGGUCUUUGGGACGUAGACUUCAACGAUCCGGAACGACCGCGGACAGCCCGGGACUCCGCACGAUACUUCACAUGCAUCACAAAGAAUAGACAACUGGAGCCUUGUGACUAUUUAGUUAAAGAAUUAUAAACUUUGUUCUAUUUAACUUAUGGCUGCUAUUCCAAGAAAUCGCCAAAAUAGCGCAUGAUUAAAACCAUUUCUUAACGAUUUAUAUAUAUAUAUUUACAAUUAUAUGUCUACAGAGAAGAAAAUUAUAUUUCUCUUUACAUUACGCACAUUUCUGUCUGUAAAUAAUAAUAAUAUGUUAGUUGAUAUUCAUACAAACUAUUUCUUCGUUAUAUUGUAUCUAUUAUUGUUAGUAAUCUUCUUAAAAUCCUUGUUAAAUUUGUAGGUCGAACUGUAUUUUGUAUUUAAAUUAAUGUCUUGCAAUGAGAGUGGUGUAUGCACCAGUAACUGGCAUUCAUACCAGAUUAUAAACCUAUAAGACCAUAAUUAUUUUUAAUGUUAUGUAUGUUAUGCUGUUGGUGUGUCAAUAAAUAAAUAAAUAAAUACAUUUCUUCUUCAUCUUUAAUAGACAUUGCGAAAAAUAUAACCUACUUUUACAGUUAGAGCCAUGUUAAUCAUUUAAUCUACAUAAAAUUACUUACUGUUUAUCAAUACGAUUUAUCAUGACAUUAUUAUUUUUUUAAUGAAAAUUGUAUUAUGUUUGUCAUAAACUAAAAAUGCUUCUCAUUCUGAAUUAAAACUAUGAUCUUGUACGAGAGAGGUAACCUAGCUCUGCUCGAUUCCUCAAGGCCGUUUGGCUCGGUCCCCAACCUAAUUCUUAUACAGAACAGAACUUCUUAAUAAGUGCGCGUAGUCACUAAAUAUUCAUUCUUAUUACCUCAGAGUAGUAUGUAAGGAAUACAGCUAUCGUAAUCUUUUGAAGGUGAAGAAUAAAUUUAUUUAAAUCUUUCUUUUUACAUAUUA